CAGCCGGAGGCGGAGCGAGCCCAAAAUGGCGGCUCUCAGGCUCGCGCGCUCCUUGCUGCUGAGGCUCUGAGGCGGUAGCGGGGUGUCGGGGGCGUCUUUUGCCGGCCCUGGGGACCCUGGACGAUGAAUCGGGGGCUCUGCUGAGGCCGGGCGGCGGGGGCCGAGCGACGUGGCGGCGAGGGCGGAGGCGGACCCCACGGAGCGGGAUGUGUGAGAGUUACUCCAGGUCGUUGUUGAGGGUCUCGGUGGCGCAAAUCUGCCAGGCGCUGGGCUGGGACUCGGUGCAACUCAGCGCCUGCCACCUCCUCACCGACGUGCUGCAGCGAUACCUGCAGCAGCUGGGACGGGGCUGCCAUCGCUACUCCGAGCUCUAUGGCCGAACAGACCCAAUUUUGGAUGACGUUAGUGAAGCUUUCCAACUUAUGGGAGUUAGCCUGCAUGAACUAGAAGACUACAUUCACAAUAUUGAACCUGUCACUUUCCCACAUCAAAUCCCUUCAUUUCCUGUUAGCAAGAACAAUGUACUUCAAUUUCCUCAACCUGGAAGUAAAGAUGCUGAGGAAAGAAAAGAAUACAUUCCUGAUUACAUGCCACCUAUUGUGUCUUCUCAAGAAGAGGAAGAAGAGGAGCAGGUGCCCACUGAUGGGGGCACUUCUGCAGAGGCCAUGCAGGUUCCCUUGGAAGAAGAUGACGAAUUGGAGGAGGAGGAGAUUAUUAACGAUGAGAACUUCUUGGGCAAGAGACCAUUGGAUAGUCCUGAAUCUGAGGAACUCCUCCCCCCCAUGAAAAGGCCACGCAUCUUAAGCAUGAAAGGCGAUGCCCUAGAUGUAGUAUUAUUGGAAGCCAGAGAACCACUCAGCUCCAUAAAUACCCAAAAGAUUCCUCCCAUGCUGUCACCAGUGCAUGUGCAGGACAGCACAGACCUAGUCCCUCCAUCCCCCGAGCCGCCCAUGUUAGCUCCAGUUGCAAAAUCACAACUGCCCACUGCAAAACCAUUAGAUGCAAAAUCAUUUACACCCAAAACAAAGACGAAAAGUAGUUCUCCAGGGCAAAAAACUAAGUCGCCUAAAACUGCCCCGUCACCCGCCAUGGUCGGAAGCCCUAUCCACUCACCAAAAACCAUAUCCAAAGAAAAGAAAUCUCCUGGACGUUCUAAGAGCCCCAAAAGCCCCAAGAGCCCUAAGGUUAUGUCUCACAUUCCCCCAGCACCUGUCAGACCUGAAACUCCAAACAGGACUCCUUCCAUUACAGUAAGUGAAAAGGGGAGCAAAGAGAUUAUUCAGGUUAAACAAAUACAAACCCCACCCGAGGCUGGGAAGCUGAACAAUGAGAACCUGCCAAGAAAGGCAGUGGUGAUGGAUAAGACGAUCGACGACUCCAUUGACGCUGUGAUUGCCCGGGCUUGUGCCGAGAGAGAGCCAGACCCCUUCGAGUUUUCCUCUGGAUCAGAAUCUGAAGGAGACAUUUUCACCAGCCCUAAGCGAAUUUCUGGUUCAGAGUGCAUAACUCCAAAAGCUUCGACUUCCUCCAACAAUUUCACCAAGUCAGGAUCCACACCACUGCCUCUCUCUGGAGGCACCUCCAGCUCUGACAACUCGUGGACAAUGGACGCCUCCAUCGAUGAGGUGGUGCGUAAGGCCAAGCUGGGCACCCCAGCCAAUGUGCCCCCCAACUUUCCCUACCUCUCUUCUCCUUCAGUUUCUCCUCCCACUCCCGAACCCCUUCCCAAAGUGUAUGAGGAGAAAAGCAAACAACCUUUGUCCAUGGAAGUCAAAAAGAAGUUGAAAAAGGAACUGAAGACGAAGAUGAAAAAGAAAGAGAAGCAGAGAGACAAGGAGAGGGAAAGAGAGAAGAGCAAAGAAAAGAGCAAAGAUAAGGAAAGACUGAAAGAAAGGGAAAAAGAAAAGGAAGCCAGCAAGGAAAGCAAACACCCAUGGAAGGACUUUUUGAAGGAUGAAGAGACUGAUCCGUACAAGUUUAAAAUAAAAGAAUUUGAUGAUGUGGACGCCAAAGUGAGGUUGAAAGAUGGACUUGUGAGGAGGGAGAAAGAGAAGCAUAAAGAUAAGAAGAAAGACCGAGAAAAGGGCAAAAAGGAUAAAGAUAGGAGAGACAAAGAAAAAGUGAAAGACCGAGGCAGAGAGGAGAAGAUGAGAGUCCCUCCAGCUCCCUUGGUGUUGCCUCCCAAGGAGAUGGCCUUGCCCUUGUUCAGCCCUGCUGGGGCCAUGAGGGUCCCUUCCAUGCUGCCCUCUCUCUCGCCAAUGCUUCCCGAAAAACUGUUUGAGGAAAAAGAGAAACCUAAGGAGAAAGAGAGAAAAAAGGACAGAAAGGAGAAAAAGAAAAAGAAAGAGAAGGAGAAGGAGAAGAAAGAGAAGGAGAGGGAGAAGGAGAAAAGAGAGAGGGAGAAGAGAGAGAAGGAAAAGGAGAAACACAAACACGAAAAAGUAAGCAGUUUGUCAUUUUCGGCACUAUCAGAGCACAGUCCUCUUGACAAAAUACAGAUCAAAGUGGAGCCAGUUGUUCCAGCCCCAAGUCCUGUUAUCCCCAGACUGACCCUCAGAGUUGGUGCUGGCCAGGACAAGAUUGUCAUCAGCAAGGUGGUCCCAGCACCGGAGGCUAAGCCCGCUCCUGCACUGAGCAGACCCAAGACCCCACCACCCGCCCCGUUGCCGCCCCCGGCUCCCAUGCAUGUCAACCCAGCCCCACUGCCUUUGCACAGCCCCCUCCUUGCACCACCCAGCGCUUCCCCUGCAUUGCUGCCCUCUGUGUCCCCAGCCAUCUCCGGAGCUGGUUCCAGAGCCCCAGUCCGCAGCGUGAUCACAGAGACGGUUAGCACAUAUGUGAUCCGAGACGAGUGGGGCAACCAGAUCUGGAUCUGCCCCGGGUGCAACAAACCUGACGACGGGAGUCCCAUGAUUGGCUGUGACGACUGUGACGACUGGUACCACUGGCCAUGUGUUGGAAUAACAGCUGCACCACCAGAAGAAAUGCAAUGGUUCUGUCCCAAGUGCGCCAACAAGAAGAAGGACAAAAAACACAAAAAGAGAAAGCAUCGGGCACACUGACAGCCUGACGCCUGCUGGGGGCCUCUUCCUGCAGCCAAGGAGAGGAGCGAGGUCGCCUCUGCCCACCCACUUCCCAACAGACUCUGGACAAUGACUGGGGAAGACUGAGGACAGGGACACACCACCCACUCUGGCUUGUCCCAUUCUGAGCCAGAGUGGCCCGGGACUGCCUGGUGGUGUGAUGGAGGCAAAGGAGGUGGGGUGGGGGCUCCCGGACUGCCGAGCCUCCACGUUCUCCUACCACUGACAAGUAUUAUUAAUAAAAGACCAGCACCUCCCCUUUUGAUUUCCUUCAUUCUCUCCAGAGUCUCUCCAUGAAGGUAUUAGGCGAGGAGAUAAUAUGUAAACUGCCUUGACUGUAACUUAAGAAUGGUACAUUAGUCUGUAUACAGUUCUCACCCCAUCCCUCCAAAAUAAGAUAAUCAUAAUAACAUGAGAGGACGUUCCGGCUGAAACCUUGGUAAAUAUUUUUGUGAUGAGAAGAUAUGAAGCUUCCCCCACCCCCAGCCCCAGUCCCAGCCCCGUUUUUAGUACUAACAUGUAAAAUGUUCUGGCUUUUGUGAAAUACCUUCUAUUUUUUAAGAAAAGAGGUUUCUAUCAUGUCCUGUUUGCUUUUGUGCAAAUUAUUUUUGUUGACAUAUUUUCUAUCCCCAUUGCGUUCCGACUCUGCCUUCCUCUAACUGCUGGAGUUCUUCUCACCGCUCAGACAUUUCAUCAACUUGUACAAAAAGACUCUCCAGACCAGGAGCUCUCCCCCGACAGUCCUAUGUAAAUAAUAAAUAUUUAUGAAGUAGCUAUUUUUAAAAUUUUUAUCGGGUAGGACUCUGGCUUUCUCUGACAUCCAUGGUGGUUUCAGCCACGUCAGUGAUGAUUGCUGUACUGAAGCUGAGAAGGCUGGAAGAUAAGAGUCAGAGUUUAGAGGCGCCCCGCUCCAUCCCCCCACUCCCACCCUGAGCCUGGCCAUGCAGUGCCCCAAAGCAUGGUGGGGGGGACAGGACCCUAGCAGCUGGGAAGAGAACAAGGCAAUUUAAACCCCUUGUUUACGAUUUGAAAUCGUUUUUGGUAUCUACUACACUUCUGUACAGUUCUUUAACUGACUUUUAUUCACAGGACAUGUGGAUUCCCUGAAAGGAAAAAAAAAAUACUGUAGUAUUUUGUGUUGAUAUUGUUUUAUUUCUGCAAGUUGUUCAUUGAUAUUGUGGUUUAAGGCUGGAAUGGAGUAUAUUAUGAAUUUUUUAAAUGACAACUCAUCCAAUUUCAGGGUCUCACGAAACUUUAUUAUAUGACUACCCUGCCCACUAUUUAUUAUAUGUUAUAGAUGUCUGAGAGAUAAACCAAAUAUUUUAUUUUUAAUGUAAAACAUCAAAUUUAAUUUUAUUAGCAUAUUUUAGCAACUUUGGAAUAAAUAUGGACUUUUACUUGAUUUUGAAAUAGUCCUGGUUUGGGCCAAUGUAAUGGAUAUUUUGAAUGCUAGACUAUAUGGGCUUUGAACUGAAUACAAAUUAUUAAUAGAAAUUGUGACUUUUUAAUGCCAAGUAAAUCAAUAUUAGUGUAUGAAUUAGCCAUAUUUUAAAACGUAUUAUGUGGUCAAAGAAAUGUGGUUUUCUGCCUUGAAUGUGAAAUUGCAAAUCAGUGGAAAUGGAGUCAACCUUUGAAAAGUGCAGUAUUUCUUCAUCGCCCUCUUUGUUCUAGAAGCCAAAAUUUUUCUGUCCUUACAAAGAAACGAAGUAUCUGUCUUGAAGACACAUGGUGCAUGAGAGUGUGUGUGAGUGUGUGUGUGUGUGUGUGUGUGUGUGUGUGUGUCCGCUUAAUUAAAUCGAGGUCAUUCUAAAUACCUUAAACGAUAUUUUCACAUGCACAAAUAUAUACCCGUUAGUGCUUUUUGCAGAGGAAUGGAGGCUGGGGGAAAUACAAAAUAAAGAUUAUUGGCUGUUUCAUA
Messenger RNA from Erinaceus europaeus (western European hedgehog), 5001 nucleotides. It is a transcript of the gene TAF3, whose product is annotated as TATA-box binding protein associated factor 3. The transcript has 7 exons. Gene Ontology annotation, cellular component: transcription factor TFIID complex. Bases 207 to 3062 code for a protein of 951 amino acids. Gene Ontology annotation, molecular function: protein heterodimerization activity. The record is from RefSeq and is a predicted model, not a curated record. Lineage: Eukaryota; Metazoa; Chordata; Mammalia; Eulipotyphla; Erinaceidae.